Messenger RNA from Drosophila obscura, 1881 nucleotides. RefSeq names its product heat shock protein 60A (gene Hsp60D). Gene Ontology annotation, cellular component: mitochondrial inner membrane; mitochondrial matrix. The transcript has a single exon. Bases 105 to 1790 code for a protein of 561 amino acids. Gene Ontology annotation, biological process: apoptotic mitochondrial changes; protein refolding; protein import into mitochondrial intermembrane space. NCBI's taxonomy places the organism in Eukaryota, Metazoa, Arthropoda, Insecta, Diptera, Drosophilidae. The record is from RefSeq and is a predicted model, not a curated record. Gene Ontology annotation, molecular function: ATP binding; protein-folding chaperone binding; ATP-dependent protein folding chaperone.
UCAAAAACAAAUUUAAAUUAUUUAGUUACAUUUGAUUUCAAAUUUCGAUUAUAGCGAUAAAAUUUCCUGUGAACCAAAACUAAAAGAAACAUUGAAAGAGAAAAAUGCUGAAGCGCUGUGGACGCCGCUAUAUCGUCGGGGCCAUCCGCACUUAUGCCAAGGACAUACGCUUUGGUCCGGAGGCGAGGGGACUGCUGCUGAAGGGCGUGGAUAUCAUGGCCAAUGCAGUGUCCGCCACCCUGGGUCCGAGGGGAAGGAAUGUCUUGAUCGAGCAGCUCAUGAUUUCGCCGAGGAUCACCAAGGAUGGGAUCACAGUGGCGAACAAUGUCCAGCUGGAGGAUCGACGCUGCAACAUGGGAGCCCAGCUGCUGAGACAAACAACCUCAAACACCAACAACGAAGUGGGCGAUGGCACCACGACGGCGACGAUUCUGGCCAAAGGUAUGGCCAGCCAGGGAUUGGAGGUCAUCCGCCAGGGGCAGGUCAAUGUCCAUGCGCUGAGGGAGGGCAUGCUCGAAGCAUCGAGGGUGGUGUGCGAGGAGCUCCAGAGCAUGUCCCAGAUAGUCGAAACGAUCGGCGAAGUGGAGGCCGUCGCCACGAUUGCGCUCAACGGAGACAAACGAUUGUCCGACAUGAUUGGCGACGCUAUACUGAAGCUGGGCGAGGGCGGAGUGUUCCUGCUGAAGGAGUCAAAGUGCCUCAACGAUGAGCUUAAGGUUCAGGAGGGUGUCACUCUGCCGGAGGGAUUCGUGUCGCCUCUGUUUGCCAACCAGGGGAAUGGGAAUCGAGUGGAGUACAGCAAUGUCCUUCUGUUGGCCACUCUGGCCAACAUUGAACGGCUGGAUGAAAUUCUGCCCGCUCUAGAGUUGGCCAAGAGCAAGGAACAACCGCUCCUGAUCAUAGCCAAUGAUAUAUCAGCAGACGUAGUGAAGGCUUUGGUAAUGAAUCAGCUGCGAAAUUGCCUGCGAGUGUGCGCCGUCAAGGCCCCCAGCCACGGUUCAGAGCAGCGAGAUCAGAUGCAGGAUCUGGCAUUGGCCAUGGGGGCCAAUCUACUGGAGAAUGCAACUGGUCUGUCUGCGAUAGAGGCUGAGGACCUGGGGGUAGUAAGCGAGGUGAUUGUCGACUCCAGCUCCACCCACCUUCUCCACCCACGCAUCCACAACGAGGAUCAGGUGCAUGCAAGGGUCCAACACAUCAGAGCCCUGAUGGAGGAGGCGAUCACCGACGAGGAGGUGGACAAGCUCAACGAGCGUAUGGGGCGACUCUUUGGCUAUCUGGCCACCAUCUACGUAGGCGGGGCCAACGAGCUGGAGGUCAGCGAGAAGAAGGAUCGACUCAAUGAUGCUCUCCAUGCGGUGCAUGGGGCCAUCAGUGAUGGCAUUGUGCCAGGCGGCGGCACUGCCUAUCUCAGAUGCAUUCCCGCGCUGGAGUCGCUGGCCCCAUCCGAGACACCGGAGCACCAAAUUGGCAGGGACAUUGUCAGGAAUUCCCUUCGCCUGCCCUGCUACACCAUAGCCCGCAAUGCUGGCGUCAAUCCGGACGAAGUCAUCCGCCAAGUGCUGGAGGGGAGCGGCAACUUUGGCUAUGACGCGGCCGCAGGGCAGUUCUGUGAUCUCAAGGAGCGCGGCAUUGUCGAUCCCACAGGUGCCCUGCGAUCCGCCAUGUCAGAAGCCGCAGGGAUUGCCUCCUUGCUUGCCACCACCGAGGUGCUUAUAACAGAGGAGCGUAUCCGGCCAAAGGUACCCAGGAAUCAAGUGACCAAAGAUCUUGCCGGCCUCAUUGGAAUGUAGAAAGAUCUGACAAAUACUCUGCUUAGCGAUCGGACAUUCGUCUAAAUUUAGCAUGUAUUUCAAUGUAAGAAACUAAAUCAUUUAAAGUGUC